Molecule: messenger RNA, 906 nt
Organism: Effrenium voratum
Lineage: Eukaryota; Dinophyceae; Suessiales; Symbiodiniaceae
Source: the annotation of a GenBank genome assembly
AUGUUGGCGAGUGACACAACUGCCAGCUUGAGGUUGGCAGAUCGUUCGGGGUCUGCGCAUCUGCCGGCGGCAGCAGAACUGUCAGCUAUUCUCCGUGACACAGCUCAGCUGUUUAAUGGACGUAUUCAGCUCGCUGGCUCGCAUGGUCACGGCACAGCCUUGAGUAAAGUCUCUGACUACGACAUUUGGAUCCACACCCCGCAAAGGCUGGCGAUACGAGAACGCGAAUUAUUAUGCCGCAUUCUGACCAUGAAACUUGAAGAAGCCGAGUUCACCAUGGAAAGAAGCGUACAGAAGAGGAAGGCGUAUCGCUUGUAUCGCUUGCAGAAGUUAGGCAGCCCGGAUUGCUUCGACAUGGACGUGGUUUGUGUGAACAUGUUCAGAGACUGUGGCUUCAACGAUCACGACUUUCCGCACUUCACCCGCUGCAAAUCCCGCGAAGAAGCUCGCAUCAAAUGCGAGCAGCUGCGGUGUUGCAGGAAGUCACGAAAUGCGGUGAGGGUAUUGAAGGCCUUGUGCAUUCAUGAGAGGAAAGGGAGGCUUCAGUCGCUGCCUGGAUUCUUGCUAAGCAUCCUUGCGCUGCGGAUUGCCUCCAGUUGUACAUGUGAGACAUCCCUGGAGUUGUUUGAACAGAUGUUUGAUGUGCUCUUUUGUGAUCGCAUAGAUGGCUUCGAGUAUUGGAGGAGCCCUGACGGUGGCUUGGCCGAGCGGCUGAGAAGUGACUUAUCGGCUGACUUUAGCCAACUGGAGCAAAACCGGCCUGGAGAGCACAGACAGCGCUGGUGCAGGGCGCUGGAAAGGGCCAUCCACGCCCUGAACAAACUGUUUGGGAUCCUCAACAGGGGGGAUUUUGAUGCUUUGCGAUUGCACCCAGUGCUGGGGGCUCAAGCUGAUCUGCUUGAGUGA